Messenger RNA from Astrephomene gubernaculifera, 2093 nucleotides. Lineage: Eukaryota; Viridiplantae; Chlorophyta; Chlorophyceae; Chlamydomonadales; Astrephomenaceae. The record is from the annotation of a GenBank genome assembly.
UAUGGAUUGUUGUAUUGUAGUAUUGUGACAUUGUUGUAUGUCGCAUUGUUGCAUCUGUCCGUUCCGAACAACCUGUCGAGAGCAAUAACACCCCUGCUCUGACAGCUUUGCCGAUUUUUUCCCCAAAGUACACUAUAAUAUAGAUAAAUUUGCACUGCGUUUCGCACGUCUGCGGGCAACACUACACGCUCCAACCGCAGGACAGCCGAGGGGCAGCGCACCAGGCAAAUAACAAUGAGGGCAGCGUGAGAGUCUUUCAACGUGUAGCGCCUGGAACCCAACUGGGCUCCUCAGUAGGCCACGUCGUCAUGAACCGCGGUGAUGACGAUGACGUCUGCACUAAGGCCGACAUGCACAUCGCGGACCUAAUGUACCUUUACGACAUGGACAUGGUGACGGCGCUGAACAUUUUCUUCAAGAAGGAGAAGGCGCCGUUCGGCGGAUUUUACCACAUCUCUGACGUGACUAAGGAGCUGGAGCGCCUCACAGCCGAGAAAUCCAACAAGGCGGCGGAGCUGAAGGGCUACCUGGACAGCUUCGCGAAACAGCAGGGAUUCAGCGUAAAGGCGUUCGAGGAGUGGCGGCAGGUCAUCUACGCAAAGGACCGGUGGGACCGCUUGGCCCAACCCCUGAAGACGCGCACCGAGGAUCUGACCUUCCUGCGCAGCCUCAUCAACGACGCGGGCAGCUGCAUCCAGCCCUUUAAGAAUGCCGUGCUUGCUCUUGUGGUGACAGCGGAGAAGAAGGGCCUCAAAUAAGUGACCAAGCAAGUGUUACCACGCAAGGCGGCUUCUUCCUAAAGUCGUCUCGGUUUACGUCAACAGCUGGGAGGUCGUGAGCUCCGCCGCCCGGGGCCGGCGGGGCUGGCGGCUGAGGGCGGCCGCGAAGGAGCCGGCCGGGGAGUAAAUGGGAUUAGGUGCGGCGGCGCCGCGGGAGAUCGUCGAUGGCUUGGUGGGUGGCUUGACAGCUGGCUCUCUGGCUGGGUCUUGACCGGCAUGUCCCAUGCUGCACACAUGCAGUGGCGGAAAGCACAGGAAGGAGGCUGGGAGGCACGAGGGGCGUAGAGGUAUAAGGCAGCAGGAGAGCAGGACAAGAGGCAUGGCCGCAUGGGCGGGCUGGGUGUUUAAAGGGGGGUGGGGACGCAAAGGAAGGAGAACAAGGUGAAGGGAAGCCGGAAGAGGUAGCGGCAGGGAUGUAUUGCAAAUCCAGUCGAAGGAGGUACUUAGGCUGGGAGGGGGGGAAGGUGCGGUUGCUUAGGCUGACAGUACCAUAUCUAAGCCGUAUCAAAGUCGUAUCUAAGCCGUAAAUGCAUGACCUGUACGUUGCACUUGUACCGAACAUCGGUGACUCCAAUUGUGGACCAAACUGCAAGCAUAAUAUGGCGUUGACAUGCUGCGGUUUGCUUUCAGAGUGAUGUUAGCGGCCAUUUCCUUGCUAUUUAGAGGCUUGUUACGCCAGUUUAGCGGCCAUUUACUUGCUGUACUUGCUGUUUAGACUGCCGGUUUACCGGUAGUGGCCAUUACUUGAUGUUUAGACUGCCUGUUUAGCGGCCAUUUACUUGCGGUUUAUACGCCUGUUUAGCGGCCAUUCUCAUCCUUUCUUACGUAUUGUUGGCGGGCGGUUUUCUGUGUGCCGUUGAGCGUCCUGUUUUGGCUCUGUCUUUGGGGUGGUGUGUUCGUGGCCUCCGGUUUGGGUUGUCUUCUGCCCUAGAUGAGGUUUGUCGAGGUUUGCUGAGGGGCCCUUUUUUGGCUUCUACCCUCUUGUUUACCUCCUGUGGUUUCUUUUAGGGCUGUGUAUCCCAUCUUGUUGGCCCGUUGUGGUGCUGUCUCUACGGUUUGUUCCGUUUCUUUUGCAAUGUAGGGUUGGGUUCAUCACCCGUGUUCCCUUUUAGGGCACCAUUGUAACGGUCAUUCAUUCAUUCAUUUACUUGCUAUUGGGACAGUCCAUUUAGCGGCCAUUUACUUGCGGUUUAGAUGCCCGUUUAGCGGCCAUUUACUUGUGGUUUAAGACUGCCCAUUUAUACGUGUAAGUAAACCAUGCAACUAUACCAGUUGCAGGGGCGUUGUGUGGCGGCUAUGUAGGGCUUAGUUAGC